Molecule: messenger RNA, 1767 nt
Organism: Anastrepha ludens (Mexican fruit fly)
Lineage: Eukaryota; Metazoa; Arthropoda; Insecta; Diptera; Tephritidae
Exons: 8
Coding region: 1-1419 (472 amino acids)
Source: RefSeq, a predicted model, not a curated record
AUGGAUGAAUUAAAAGAAAUUUUAAUUGAGUUGGAAGGCGAACCAUUUUUGAACGUGUUUAUUGAAAGCGGUCUAACUAAGGAAUCAUUGAAGCUCCUAAAGCCAAGCCAUGUGGAUACAUUGAUCGACACAUCGCAGUUUGGGUUUGGACCAAGAGGAAUAAAAACACAAGCCAUUCACACUGAGGCAUGCGCUUUAUUGGCAAAUGAAUAUCGUGGCGAGGAAUCUUUUGAAGCAAUACUCAGUAAGUUGGCGGGUGGAUCACAAAUCCUGAAAUACUAUGCGCAAAAAAAGUGUCUCACUCCAAAGUAUAGGAAACUUCUAGCUGCAACAGUUGCAAAUUAUUUUAUUUCUGCUGAAGUACAUCCAAACCCUAAAACAUUUGAAGCUUUCGCCAAUAAAAUUGUGGAUUUAUUUACGAGUGAAUCUAAAGAUAUAUAUUACAUUCAUAAGAAAGGAAAAAAGCCAGGUGGAUCUCUGUAUGCUAAGUACCACAGUGUAUUAUUGAAACUUAGACGGGAUGGUCUUAUUUCCAAAAGAGAUGUAGAACCAACAACAAAAGGAACGGAGAUUAAUUCUUGCGUAACAGAUUGCAUUCAAGAAAAAUCAUGGUUAAAGUAUAACGUUGAACCAUUCGAUGAAGUUCAACUAAAAUGGGAAGCGACUUUUGCUGUGCGACGACAAAUGCUACAAAAAGAUGCCAAUUUAAAUACAAUUUUAGAAGAAUGGCCUCAGUAUAAGCAUAGUUUUGGACAUUUAAUGAUAGAACUGGAUACUAAGAAGUUGUACCCCGAAAAGCAAAAUUUGUUAUUUGAUAAAUGGGAGAGCUUCUGCCAAGCGAUUCCACCUUUACUAGAAAUUUACAUUAAAGAUUCAAACAGCUUAACUACUUGGAGGCAGUUUAAAGAAGGAAGCAUCAAUGCUGAUGCAAAAGACUUCGUCAUUUUUUAUCUUCUACACUCUGUCUUAAUUCCAACUGGCCGAACAUAUAGAACAUGCAAACAGACAAAAAAAAAACACUUCAUCAAGUACACUAUUGCAGAUUCAAGAAAUAGUUUCUUACUGUGGGCACCGACAAGUAGUGAACUUCAGUCAAAAUUGAAAUUAAUGGUAGAUGCAAAUUAUAUGGAUAAAAGUACGAUUCAGCCAAUUAUAUGUUCCAUUGGAUUGGAUUAUUUUUAUUGCAAGGAAUAUUAUGUGUAUUUCGCCGAUAUAUUUUAUAAGUUCGAUAACCUAAUCAAGUGUAUUGAUGUGUAUUUUAAAACAUUCCAUGUACUUAACCUUGAGUAUCCGCCCGAAUGUAGGUCCAUUUGGCUUUUUGUCCAGCAGUAUUUCUAUAACAUUUCCUUGAAAUCUCGCGAGAAAAAUGGGUCUAUUUUUGCAAUUUUAAAUGAUUUGAAAAAACAAAAUAAGACUUAAAAUAAGAAAUAAUUGGAAUGGAUGUACACGUGCAAUGUUCUCAAUGCUUACAAAUAUUCGAGCAUUGCGAGAGUUUGUUAAAGCAUAUCAAAAUUAUUCAUUGCUUAUCAGAAAAUGAAAUUUACAAAUGGGGAUUUCAAACUUGUAACCAAUCAUUUACGAAUAUUAAAAAUCUUUGUAAACACAUGCGAAAUGAAAAAAAAGGUACGAAAGCAAUAACAUAGAAAGCUGUGAACAAUAUCAAGAAAAUGUUUCCUGUGCUACUUCAUUGAUACCUCAUAAUAUUCUAGCACAUGUUAAUUAUAAGAAUGUUAAUGUAUGUAAGAACCCAACGAAUUUUAAUGUAAG